This is a messenger RNA of Ornithodoros turicata, 814 nucleotides long. RefSeq names its product proteasome subunit beta type-3-like (gene Prosbeta3). Gene Ontology annotation, biological process: proteasome-mediated ubiquitin-dependent protein catabolic process. Gene Ontology annotation, cellular component: proteasome core complex; proteasome core complex, beta-subunit complex. The transcript has a single exon. The record is from RefSeq and is a predicted model, not a curated record. The coding region runs from base 167 to 784 and encodes 205 amino acids. NCBI's taxonomy places the organism in Eukaryota, Metazoa, Arthropoda, Arachnida, Ixodida, Argasidae.
GUAACUUGCGAGGCAAAGGUUAACAACCACUUCUAUGUUGGCUAGGACGCGUAGUCCACCCCAUACAAAGGGAUAACCGCCUCCAGGAUCAUCAUCAUCAUCAUCAUCAUAUUUGUGUAGUCAUCUUUGUCUCGAGAAGUUUGCUGAAUUGAUCGACACCAGCAAGAUGAGUAUAAUGUCUUAUAACGGUGGCGUAGUCCUUGCCAUGACAGGCAAGGAAUGUGUAGCUAUUGCUGCAGAUCGCAGACUCGGUUCGUCUGGCCGGACAAUAGCUCUCGAAUUUGACCGCAUCUUCCAAGUGGGGCCUCAACUUUUCGUUGGCUUGCCUGGGUUAGCGACCGACACUCAAACAGUCGCCCAGCGACUCAAAUUCAGGCUUAACUUGUACGAACUUCGAGAAAAUCGUCACGUGAAGCCAAAAACCUUGGCUUCUGUGGUUUCCAACCUUCUCUACGAGCGCCGAUUCGGACCGUACUUCGUGGAACCCGUCAUCGCGGGCUUGGACCCUGUGACGAAUGAACCGUACAUUGCGGUGAUGGACUUAAUUGGGUGCCUGGAUGAACCUCAGGACUUCGCUGUGACGGGGACAGCCGACGAGCAAUGCUUCGGGAUGUGCGAGUCCCUAUGGGAGCCGAAUCUCUCACCUGACGACUUGUUCGAAGUCAUCUCCCAGUCGUUGGUCAACGCAUUCGACAGGGAUGCUCUCUCAGGUUGGGGAGGAGUCGUGUACAUCAUUGAGAAGGAUAAAGUCACCACCAAGCAUCUUAAAACUAGAAUGGACUGAAGUGUCGAAAUAAAUGCCUUUCUCGUCUCA